GGAUGUCGUAAGAUUCCUAAGGACGCAGGUGGAGCGCCUCCUCUGUGCUGCGAUGAGGUAGGCGCAUUCGUCACUUCACUCCUCCCUCUCCACUUGAUCCGGAAAGGAAGGACGGAAUGCGUCCCGCGCGGCGAGCUGGGAUAGCUGCGCAGGCGCAGCUUCCGGCUCUGUGUCUCGGGAAUUAUUUGACGCCACCGGUUCAGCCCCGCAGAAAGCGCUCAUUAGGCACAUCGCGCACGCGCAGUGGCCCACUUGGCAGGGGAGUUAUUUGACGCCGCCGCCCCUGGCAGUCGGAAGUUGCCUGAGCAGAGCCCAGCCGGCUGGCCCGACUGGCCUUCGUCGUCCCUUGGCGCCCUGGGAGAGUCGCUGACGGGUGGACUGACGGACCGUCUGAGGACGGCCGGCCAGGGCGGUGAAAGCGCCGGCCCUAUGGCACGGGUCGCGUGAGGCGGAAGGCCGAGUACGGCCGGCGGCGGCGCCCGCCCCGGCGAUGCGGGCCCCGCCCGUCGCCUCAGGUGCCAUUUGGAUUGUACUUUAGUGGCACGAUGUACUCUGAGUGGAGGUCACUGCAUUUGGUGAUUCAGAAUGAUCAAGGCCAUACCAGUGUGCUGCACAGCUAUCCAGAGAGUGUUGGACGAGAGGUGGCAAAUGCUGUAGUCCGUCCUCUUGGGCAGGUGUUAGGUACCCCUUCAGUGGCUGGUAGUGAGAGUUUGUUAAAAACUGACAAAGAAGUAAAAUGGACCAUGGAAGUAAUUUGCUAUGGACUGACCCUUCCAUUGGAUGGAGAGACUGUAAAAUAUUGCGUUGAUGUAUAUACAGACUGGAUUAUGGCUUUAGUGUUGCCGAAAGAUUCUAUUCCAUUGCCAGUUAUUAAAGAGCCUAAUCAAUAUGUUCAAAGUAUACUAAAACACCUACAGAAUCUUUUUGUACCAAGACAGGAACAGGGUUCCAGUCAGAUUCGACUAUGCUUACAGGUCCUGAGAGCCAUUCAGAAACUGGCCCGUGAGUCAUCUCUCAUGGCCCGAGAAACCUGGGAAGUCUUACUGUUGUUUCUUCUGCAGAUUAAUGACAUACUUCUGGCCCCACCAACUGUUCAAGGUGGCAUUGCUGAGAAUCUAGCAGAGAAGUUGAUUGGUGUUCUCUUUGAGGUGUGGUUACUAGCUUGUACUCGGUGCUUCCCAACACCUCCUUAUUGGAAAACAGCCAAGGAGAUGGUGGCUAACUGGAGGCAUCACCCAGCAGUGGUGGAGCAGUGGAGCAAGGUCAUUUGUGCGCUCACUUCCAGAUUGCUACGCUUUACAUAUGGGCCUUCAUUUCCUCCAUUUAAAGUUCCCGAUGAAGAUGCCAGUCUGAUCCCUCCAGAAAUGGAUAAUGAGUGUGUUGCACAGACAUGGUUUCGCUUUUUACACAUGCUAAGUAAUCCUGUGGAUUUGAGUAACCCAGCUAUUAUAAGCUCUACUCCCAAAUUUCAGGAACAGUUCUUGAAUGUGAGCGGAAUGCCGCAAGAAUUGAAUCAGUAUCCCUGCCUUAAACAUCUGCCUCAAAUAUUUUUUCGUGCCAUGCGUGGAAUCAGCUGUCUGGUGGAUGCAUUCUUAGGUAUUUCUAGACCCCGAUCAGACAGUGCUCCCCCAACACCCGUGAAUAGAUUAAGUAUGCCUCAAAGUGCUGCUGUCAAUACCACCCCACCACAUAACCGGAGGCACCGGGCUGUUACUGUGAAUAAGGCCACCAUGAAGACAAGCACAGUUACUACUGCUCAUGCCUCUAAAGUUCAGCACCAGACGUCUUCCACCUCUCCUCUGUCAAGUCCAAAUCAGACUAGUUCAGAACCCCGGCCACUGCCUGCCCCUCGGAGACCAAAGGUUAACAGCAUCUUGAAUCUCUUUGGAUCGUGGUUAUUUGAUGCAGCAUUUGUUCACUGUAAACUUCAUAAUGGGAUAAACAGAGACAGCAGCAUGACUGCAUCUUUUAUCCAAAUUCUUCUUUCUUAUAAAUCUUCCAUUACAACACAAGCUAGCAUGGAGUUUCGACGGAAAGGGUCACAAAUGUCCACAGACACCAUGGUUUCCAAUCCUAUGUUUGAUGCAAGUGAAUUUCCUGAUAACUAUGAAGCAGGAAGAGCUGAGGCUUGUGGGACACUGUGUAGGAUUUUUUGUAGCAAGAAGACUGGAGAAGAGAUUCUGCCAGCUUAUUUAUCCAGAUUUUACAUGCUUUUAAUUCAAGGUUUGCAGAUAAAUGAUUAUGUGUGCCAUCCUGUCUUGGCCAGCGUUAUUCUAAACUCUCCUCCUUUGUUCUGCUGUGACUUGAAAGGGAUUGAUGUUGUGGUUCCUUACUUUAUUUCAGCUCUUGAAACCAUUUUGCCUGACAGAGAGCUCUCAAAAUUCAAAAGCUAUGUAAAUCCAACAGAAUUGCGAAGAUCCUCCAUUAAUAUCCUGCUUUCUUUGUUGCCCCUCCCUCAUCAUUUUGGCACAGUCAAAUCUGAGGUGGUCCUGGAAGGAAAGUUUAGUAAUGAUGACAGCUCGACUUAUGAUAAACCAAUAACUUUUCUGUCCCUGAAGUUGAGACUUGUGAAUAUAUUAAUAGGUGCCUUGCAAACAGAAACGGACCCCAACAAUACCCAAAUGAUAUUAGGGGCAAUGUUAAAUAUUGUUCAAGAUUCAGCACUUUUGGAAGCCAUUGGUUGCCAGAUGGAGAUGGGUGGUGGAGAAAAUAACCUGAAGAGUCAUAGUCGCACCAAUAGUGGUAUUAGUUCAACAAGUGGUGGAAGCACGGAGCCCACGACUCCCGAUAGUGAGAGACCUGCUCAAGCUCUCUUAAGAGAUUAUGGAUUGACAGCUCUUAAUACAGAUUCAGCUGCUGGGCUCCUGAUUCGCAGCAUUCAUCUCGUCACCCAAAGACUCAACUCCCAGUGGCGCCAAGACAUGAGCAUAUCACUGGCAGCUUUAGAGCUCCUCUCUGGCCUUGCAAAGGUAAAGGUGAUGGUUGACUCAGGAGACCGGAAGCGAGCCAUCAGUUCUGUGUGCAGCUACAUUGUGUAUCAGUGUAGUCGGCCAGCUCCUUUUCACUCUAGGGAUCUGCACUCCAUGAUAGUGGCAGCUUUUCAGUGUCUCUGUGUCUGGCUGACAGAGCACCCUGAUAUGCUUGAUGAAAAGGACUGCCUUAAGGAAGUACUGGAGAUUGUGGAACUGGGUAUCUCAGGAAGUAAGUCCAGGAACAGCGAGCAAGAGGUCAAGUACAAAGGAGAUAAGGAGCCAAACCCUGCAUCUAUGAGGGUAAAGGAUGCUGCUGAAGCCACCCUAACAUGCAUUAUGCAGUUGCUCGGCGCAUUUCCUUCACCUAGUGGUCCUGCCUCUCCUUGUAGUCUUGUGAAUGAGACCACUUUGAUUAAAUACUCCAGGCUGCCAACCAUAAACAAGCAUAGUUUCCGGUACUUUGUCUUGGAUAACAGUGUCAUCCUGGCAAUGCUGGAACAACCUCUUGGAAAUGAGCAGAAUGAUUUUUUCCCCUCUGUCACUGUGCUGGUCCGGGGGAUGUCUGGAAGACUUGCUUGGGCACAACAGCUUUGUCUUUUACCCAGAGGAGCAAAAGCAAAUCAGAAGCUUUUUGUGCCUGAACCUCGCCCAGUUCCUAAAAAUGAUGUUGGAUUUAAAUAUUCUGUGAAACAUCGGCCAUUUCCUGAAGAGGUGGACAAGAUUCCUUUUGUGAAAGCAGAUCUCAGCAUUCCAGAUUUGCAUGAAAUAGUCACUGAAGAAUUAGAAGAGAGACAUGAAAAAUUAAGGAGUGGCAUGGCCCAGCAGAUUGCUUAUGAAAUACACCUUGAGCAACAGAGUGAGGAGGAAUUGCAAAAGAGAAGCUUUCCUGACCCAGUUACGGAUUGCAAGCCCCCGCCUCCUGCCCAGGAAUUCCAAACAGCCCGCCUUUUCCUCUCACACUUUGGAUUUUUGUCCUUAGAAGCAUUGAAGGAACCUGCAAAUAGUCGUCUACCUCCUCACCUUAUUGCACUUGAUUCCACGAUACCUGGAUUUUUUGAUGACAUAGGGUAUCUGGAUCUCUUGCCAUGUCGUCCUUUUGACACAGUUUUUAUUUUCUAUAUGAAGCCAGGUCAGAAAACGAACCAAGAGAUUUUGAAGAAUGUGGAGUCUUCCAGAACUGUUCAGCCACAUUUCCUAGAAUUUUUGCUUUCCCUUGGCUGGUCAGUAGAUGUGGGCAGACACCCUGGUUGGACUGGGCAUGUUUCUACCAGUUGGUCUAUUAAUUGUUGUGAUGAUGGUGAAGGAUCUCAACAAGAAGAAGUGAUUUCCUCUGAAGAUAUUGGAGCUAGCAUUUUCAAUGGACAGAAGAAGGUGCUGUAUUAUGCUGAUGCCCUUACGGAAAUUGCUUUUGUGGUUCCUUCUCCUGUGGAGUCCUUAACUGAUUCAUUGGAAAGUAACAUCUCGGACCAAGAUAGUGAUUCAAAUAUGGAUCUUAUGCCAGGAAUUCUGAAACAGCCAUCCCUGACACUUGAGCUUUUCCCCAAUCAUACAGACAAUCUUAAUUCCUCACAGAGGCUCAGUCCCAGUUCCAGAAUGAGGAAGCUGCCUCAGGGUCGCCCUGUUCCUCCCCUUGGACCUGAGACAAGAGUUUCUGUAGUCUGGGUGGAACGCUAUGAUGAUAUAGAAAACUUUCCCCUCUCAGAGCUGAUGACAGAGAUCAGUACUGGUGUGGAAACUACUGCAAAUAGUAGCACUUCACUGAGAUCUACGACUCUUGAAAAAGAAGUUCCUGUCAUCUUCAUCCACCCUUUAAACACUGGAUUAUUCCGGAUAAAAAUUCAAGGAGCCACUGGAAAAUUUAACAUGGUCAUCCCUCUUGUGGAUGGGAUGAUUGUCAGCAGGCGAGCUCUUGGCUUUCUGGUGAGGCAGACUGUAAUUAACAUUUGUAGAAGGAAGAGACUGGAGAGUGACUCCUACAGUCCACCCCAUGUCCGCCGGAAACAGAAAAUCACCGACAUUGUCAACAAGUACCGGAACAAACAGUUGGAGCCAGAGUUUUAUACUUCACUUUUCCAGGAGGUUGGACUCAAGAACUGCAGUUCUUAGACCCCUGAAUUUCUAAGACUGUUGAACUCCAGUUCGGGAACUGUAACACAGCAGAACAGUUUGAUAGGUGAUCACUGUAUAAAUAAAAACAAAUCACUCCCAAGAGCUUACUGUUUAAUCACCAGAAUAGAAGAAACACAUUAUAACCCAUUUGAUAGAAGACUUCGGGCUGUCUAGUGAAAUGGGCUCCCAGACACAAUCAUAUUCCUGCUGAUCAUGAUGAUAUACAUUUUAGCCAUAAACUUUCUUUUAAAGGUGACAAUUUUAGUUAAACAUAAGCCUUUUGAGGAGAAAGGCUUUUAUGCAUCUCAGUUAAACACGUGCAUUGGUAGUAUCAACAAAUUUGCAAUAUAGAAGUUGAAGAUAGUUUUAUACCUCACUUUUUAGGAGGUUGUAUUCAAAAUUAAAAUCUUUCUCAGAAUCUUCCAGGACAUUUAAAGACUCAUGUUGAUAGCAUGGAGGAGAAGGAAAGAAGUCACAGCCUUCUACUCACUUGUAGGUCUUGUCAUCCAGCUGUCACACUGACAAAAAGAAAAGAUGAUACAUGUUUUUUGCUCAGAUAAGAAGCCUGACAUUAAAAUAUGUCAUAUUUUUUUCUCCAUAUUUCAAAAAGUUGUCCUUCUCAUCACUGCACAGAUCUGUCUGAAAGCCUCAGUUUCUGGGCCACCCAGGAACAGAUCAGAAAUGGAGCAUGGCCUUGUCCUUUAAUGGGGAUACAAAUAAAGUUUGUGGGGUUAAAAGUUUUAAGAUAGCAGUGAUACCCCCACUCUCUCCAUUGUUGUCCAGCGGGGUGACAUAAUGACAGGUUAAACAUUUGUGAUUCAUUCAUUAAAUAUCAUUUAAAGAAAUGUAAAUUCA
Messenger RNA from Macaca mulatta (Rhesus monkey), 5936 nucleotides. The record is from RefSeq and is a predicted model, not a curated record. NCBI's taxonomy places the organism in Eukaryota, Metazoa, Chordata, Mammalia, Primates, Cercopithecidae.